This is a messenger RNA of Mesorhabditis belari, 2238 nucleotides long. The record is from the annotation of a GenBank genome assembly. NCBI's taxonomy places the organism in Eukaryota, Metazoa, Nematoda, Chromadorea, Rhabditida, Rhabditidae.
AUGGCCAAACAAAGCGUGCACGGGGAUCCGAUUCGUUGCGAUGAAAGCUUCAUUUUUCUUCUCGUCCUCUUCCAAUUCGAUCUUCUCGGAUUUUUGCGAGUGCUGUUGGAGAGAAAAGCGAUGCCCCGAUUAUCUCGCGAGCCGCCAUUGCCCGAUUACCCGGCUGAACGAUGUCCCGAAGGAAUACCGCCACCCGUCACUGGGAUGAUUUUGCUAAAGGAGAGGAAUAAACGGUGGAAACGAUCGAGACGCUUCUAUGCCGAGUUGAACAGAGGCUACCUGAAGGCUUGGAAAAACAAGAAGCAAAAGAAGGAAAAAGACGCCGGAGCGAACAGUAUUUGGAGUACGAAAAUCGACAUUGGAUCGGUGGUGGUUGUGCCCGAAGCGAGCUAUCAUCGAUUUCACCUCCAAUUCUCAAAUGUUACCCAGAUACUUACUCCCUUGGACGGCUCGACAUUUACCGUUUGGCGUGAUGGCAUCAAGAAUCAUCGCCUUUAUCGACAAGAAGGACGAAAAGAUGGUGGUUCCGUUUCCCCGCCACAACCGGAAGCAUCUUCUGGUGAACUUUCCGAUGUACCUGAUGAGACGGACAAGGAAAAUCGUGAUAAAGAAGCCGGCUCUUCGCCGAUUAGUGGCAAUCAAAAGAUCCACGAGGGAUUGGAGGCGACUGCUCGAGUGAUGGAUGAGGCAAAAGAGAUGUUCACCAUGUCGCUUGAUGUGGCCUCGACUUUAGUACGAACAGCGGAAAAACUGACCAGCGUGCAAAAAGAAAUGAAGCAAACCGUGCAAGAACUUCGACUCACCAUUUCACAAUUCAAACCGACAAUUAAAGGAAAGCAGCCGCCUUCCGACGGGAACGAGGUGCCCCCUGGGAUGUUGAGGACGGCUCGUUUGAAAAGCCCUGAGGAUGAUGAUGCUUUUGAAGAUGCGCGAGAUGGACGAAGUCCGGUUGCAGUUGCUUCCCUCCAGACACCACCCACGGCUGACACAGAAAAGGAACAAAUCAUGGAAAGGAUUCGACUCAUUGAUGAGCUUAUUCGUGAGGCAGAGCCAUCACCAGUUCAACCACAACUACCGGCCAAGGAUCAAUUGAUUGAAUCGCCACCACUACAAAAAAAGGUCCCAAUAUUCGGCGUGGCUCGUCAACGUCGCUCAUAUCUUCCAGCAAAGAUGAUGCCAGCGGAAAAUCUUGGAAUGGGAGCAAUCGCAAAAAUGGCAUUCGGUCGAGCGGGACUUCCCAUCUCUCACUUUGAGCCAUUGUCGAUGAUUCAAGUCGUUUGCGAAGAGCUCCGUUUUGCCUCGCUUUUGUCGCGUGCUGCACAGAUGUCCGAUCCAGUCGAUCGAAUGGCAAUGAUAGCUGCAUUUACUGUUUCUGGGUACUCGAAUACACUCGGUCGCUCACGGAAGCCGUUCAACCCGAUCCUUGGCGAAACUUUUGACUACACUGAGCCUGAGUGGCGAUUCCAUGGAGAACAAGUCUCUCAUCACCCACCAAUCACUGCCGGCUUUGCUGAGGGCAAUGGAUGGGUUUGGUGGCAAACGAUGGACGCGAAUGCACCGGCGAAAAUUACGGCAGUCAUUGAGGUAAAUCAGCCUUCUCCCGUGCGUGUCAAGUUGGCCACCAAUGAGGGUGAGGAGAACUAUUCGGCGGUGAAAGUGAAGACGAUCAUUGAGAAUGCCACAAAUCCCGAUAAAAGACAAGUUAGCUAUCUGGGAAAGCUUCGGAUUACGUCGACAAAUGGCUUGACAUGUGAAUUGCAUUUCCUUAAGGGUCGAGAACUUCGAGGUGACAUUUUCAGAGGAAAUGUGGUCUGUUGUCAGCUGUCUGGCCAUUGGGAUCAAGAAUUGACAAAAAUCGAAACCACCGGACAACAAACACAACUCUUCCAGGUCCCACAACAGUCUGACGAGCUCAUCCCAUACUACGGCUUCAACCCAUUCACGGUAACACUCAACGAGCCGGCAACAUCAAGUGAUAAUGUUCCAUCGACGGAUUCACGCUAUCGUCCCGAUCAGAGAGCCCUCGAGGAUGGACAAGCACAGCAAGCCAGCCAACUCAAGAAACAACUCGAAGAGGCUCAACGCGCCCGUAGCAAGACUACCUACACGCCAUUCUGGUUCGAGAAAAGAUACGAUGCGAUGACACAGAAACAACUCUAUUCUCCAAACAUGAAAUAUUGGCCUGAAAAGGAACGUCAAUUCGCCGGCACGAACUUCAUCGACAUCUUUCCUUGCAAG